GAGGCCUAAAACCCUUCUGGGAUCCAUGUUUCAGGAUCCGCUCCCACCAGACCAGGUCACUGCCAAGCAUCCGGGUCACUUGGAUUCCAGGGUCACUCAGGGUCAAUACUCAGGGUCAGUACAGGUCAUGAGAUCCUUGGAGGGUAGGGGGAGGUCCACCCUCUUUGCUAACCCCUGGGACAGGCUGCUACUUCAGAUGAAGUCACUUCUCCACCCGCCACCAACUUACUGGCUUUUGGAGGAAGUGGGCAAUUCCAGACUUCACAUCCUGGUAGUGCCAGGGAUCUGAGGUCUAAAUGACCUCUGAAUAAACUCGUGUCUUGUAUACCCUUGCAUGUAUUUUACGGAGCAGGGAAACCGAGGCUUCAGCUGUCUUCAUCCCCAAACACCUUCAAGCACCUACAAGGUGAUCAGGACUGGGCCUGGGCACCCAGCUGAGUCACCAGCCAGGCCCUUCUGGAGCUCCGAGUCCUCAAUCCAGUCCUGCAGAAUCAAACAAAUAUAACAAAAUUCAGAUAACCGAGACAAUGGAGCUGUGUGCUUCGGAGUGUGGGAGCCCGUGGCCACCCCAGGGAGACCGUGGGAGGGAACUGCAGGGCAGGGCGGGCAAGGGGCAACGCUGUCCCGGGGCGGGGGUGGGAUUGUAAGAAACUUGAGUGCGCUGCACGGUCCACUGGGGCCAGAGAAGUCGGUGGGGUACGCUCCGAAACUGCAGCUGCCAGCAACGAGCGAGCGAGCGAGCUGGGGAAGCCGAGGUUGGGCGGGGGUCCGGGCAGUGGGAGCCGAGUCGGAUCAGGGCGUGGCUUGGAACUCGGCGACCGAUUGGACGCGAGGGAGACAGAGAGAAAGAGAGAGAGAGGGCGGGUGAGGCUGGACGGGUGGGGGGUCUGGAGCUGGGCGCGGACCCUGAGACCACCCGGAGCUACGCCCGGGCGGUGCAAGGUCACAGCGGGAAUUCCGGGCUCGCCGAGUGACUCAGCCCUGAAGGCGCCAAACUGUGGGCACUUGAGAUGGUCACCAUGAGCCACUGCUACUACAACGAGACCAUCGGCUUCUUCUACAAUAACAGCGGCAAGGAGCUCAGCUCCCACUGGCGACCCAAGGAUGUGGUUGUGGUGGCACUGGGGCUGACGGUCAGCGUGCUGGUGCUGCUCACGAACCUGCUAAUCAUAGCAGCCAUCGCCUCCAACCGCCGCUUUCACCAGCCUAUUUAUUAUCUCCUCGGUAACCUGGCGGCCGCUGACCUCUUCGCCGGCGUGGCCUACCUCUUCCUCAUGUUCCACACAGGACCACGCACAGCCCGGCUCUCGCUCAAGGGCUGGUUUCUAAGGCAGGGCCUGCUGGACACCAGCCUGACGGCAUCGGUGGCCACACUACUGGCCAUCGCCGUGGAGCGGCACCGCAGCGUGAUGGCCGUGCAGCUGCAUAGCCGCCUGCCCCGGGGCCGUGUGGUCAUGCUCAUCGUGGUUGUAUGGGUGGCCGCGCUGGGGCUAGGGCUGUUGCCUGCCCACUCCUGGCACUGCCUCUGUGCCCUGGACCGCUGCUCCCGCAUGGCACCCCUGCUCAGUCGCACCUACCUGACCGUCUGGGCCUUGUCCAGCCUGCUCGUCUUCCUGCUCAUGGUAGCCGUCUACACCCGCAUUUUCUUCUAUGUGAGGAGGCGGGUGCAGCGCAUGGCAGAGCAUGUCAGCUGUCACCCUCGCUACCGCGAGACCACGCUCAGCCUGGUCAAGACCGUUGUCAUCAUCUUGGGGGCAUUCGUGGUUUGCUGGACGCCAGGCCAGGUGGUGCUGCUCCUGGAUGGUCUGGGCUGCAAGUCCUGCAAUGUUCUGGCUGUAGAGAAGUAUUUCCUGCUGUUGGCCGAGGCCAACUCGCUGGUCAAUGCCGUGGUGUACUCCUGCCGGGAUGCCGAGAUGCGCAGAACCUUCCGCCGCCUCCUCUGCUGUGUCUGCUUCCGCCGGUCCACCCACAGAUCUGCCCAUUAUACAUCCUCCACCAAGAAAGGAGCCAGCACUCACAUCAUGCUUCCUGAGAACGGCCACCCCCUGAUGGACUCAACGCUCUAGCUACCUUGAACUUCAGUGUGAUGCAGCAAGUUCAAGACCCGUAAGCCCCGGACCGCUGGUGGAUGUGCCUGGCUCAGCCUGAUCUGCAAGACAGACUUAAAGACAGAUGCAUGCUCUGUCGUGUCUCAGCAUUGCUGCCAAUCUUCCCUGACCACACAAUUCUGCCUGCCCUGGGGUGCCGGGAUUUGGGGUCAUCUCUAAGCCUAUGGCAGAGAGUCAGAUGGCCUAUGAGAAUCUGGCUCAAAAGUCAUCUCAGUCUGAGGGGGUUGCUUUUCUUUUCUUUUUUUCUUUCUUUUUUUUUUUUUUUUAGUUGUCAGAGUAUGUGCACUAGCCAGAGGAAAGAAGAGCAUCCCCUCAAUGGCUGUGGUCAUGCUGCAGUCCCUUCUCUCUUUCUCCAUCCUUGUUGAGGUUGGGGGCAUGCACACAGACACACUC
Tupaia belangeri chinensis (Chinese tree shrew) is the source of this 2501-nucleotide messenger RNA. RefSeq names its product lysophosphatidic acid receptor 2 (gene LPAR2). The coding region runs from base 1011 to 2066 and encodes 351 amino acids. Gene Ontology annotation, biological process: G protein-coupled receptor signaling pathway. The transcript is spliced from 3 exons. Gene Ontology annotation, molecular function: lysophosphatidic acid receptor activity. Gene Ontology annotation, cellular component: membrane. Lineage: Eukaryota; Metazoa; Chordata; Mammalia; Scandentia; Tupaiidae. The record is from RefSeq and is a predicted model, not a curated record.